CCGCAUAACAGAGACUUGGCCUUACUACCUUGUCGGCAGCUACCCGGCCAUUUAAUCUCCAGAGUAAUUCCUUCAUCGACCACUUCGCACGACUUGUCCGCCGUUGUUUUUCUUCACGUCGCCCAAUCACGGUCCCCGUCGAACUGCCUACUGUUUACUACUACUUUGCCCGUGGGGUCGACGUUCGCGAUUUCGAGUGGUCCAUUCCACCCUCCAUCUUUCACCAAGACUUGGUGAGCUCCAAGUCAGAAAUCAUGGACCAAUCUGUAUUUCGCAUCACCAAGGAGCUGAGCGACCUUCAGAAGGACUCUGAUCUGUCUCUUGCUGUCGCCUGCCGCGAUGUCGAUGUUCGCAAUGUCAAGGCAAUGAUCAUCGGACCGCACGAGACACCCUACGAGUUCGGCUUCUUCGAGUUUGUCUUCGUCUUCAAUAAGAAUUAUCCUCGCAGUUCACCUCAGGUUCAAGCCACAACUACGAACGACGGCCGCACCCGGUUCAACCCAAAUAUCUACGCCAAUGGCAAAGUCUGCCUAUCGAUAUUGGGAACAUGGCGCGGGGAGCGUGGAGAACAGUGGUCUGCUGCCCAAGGCCUCGAGUCCAUUCUAUUGUCCAUCCAAAGCUUAAUGUCCAUGAACCCCUACGAAAAUGAGCCGGGCUUUGAAGAUGCAAAGGAGGCUCAAGACCAGAAGAACCAGAAGGAUUACAUACAAAAGAUUCGCCACGAGACGAUCCGCAUCUCUGUCGUCCAUCGACUGGAGGAGUACCUAGGCAUCAACCCCGAUGGCACAUUUGCGCCAACAAGUGUCAGCGGGGAGAUCGCUUCACUGGGCUCAGGAGAGAGCGACAUGGAUAUCCUUGACGAGGAAUCUAGCGUCCCAUUCGAGCCUUUCAAAGACCUUUGCAAGCGACGAUUUCUCUGGUAUUACGACUCCUAUUUGGCUGCCGUCGAGAAGGGCAAGUCAGAGGUUAAGGACAACCAGUCAUUCGCCAGAAUGCCCUUUGAAAGCCUUGGCAACGGCAUGGAGGGUAAAUUCAACUACACGGAGCUGGAGAAGAGACUCAAGGUUAUUAAGGCAGCCCUCGACGCCGAGACCGAGGGAUGGGCCGCAGAAGGAUUGCAAGCUAAGGCCCAGGAAACCACGGUCGCCGUCAACCUGCAGAGGCAGUUUGAGCAGGUUGUGGAGCACUUCAAACGCAGGGAUCUGGCGCACAGCAUCGAACUCGAAGACGGCAAUCCCUUCGUCUGGCUAGUGACAUACUUCGGUAAACCCAUGACGAACCUGGACGGUGGCCUGUUCAGAAUCAGGCUUUGCUUCAGUGCACGAUUUCCCGAGGAGCAACCUCGGGCGAGGUUCGAAACCAAGAUCUUCCAUCAUCGUAUUGCCGCGGACGGCACACCCUGCUACUUUGCGCCGCAGAACCGCCGUGAGGAUGUCAGGACGCACCUCGAAGCCAUCAUUGAUGCUCUUGAAGAGGAGAGUCCCCCUUAUGAUCCGCGAACUCUAGUCAACCCCGAGGCGUUCAAGUUGUUCUGGGGCUCAGCCGAUGACCGAAAGAUGUACAAUCGGCGUCUUCGCCGGUCUGUUCAACAGUCAAUGGAGGAAUUCUAACACAACGGUUGACGGCAGCGUUGGAAG
This is a messenger RNA of Neurospora tetrasperma FGSC 2508, 1637 nucleotides long. RefSeq lists its product as uncharacterized. The transcript is spliced from 8 exons. Bases 255 to 1610 code for a protein of 451 amino acids. The record is from RefSeq and is a predicted model, not a curated record. NCBI's taxonomy places the organism in Eukaryota, Fungi, Ascomycota, Sordariomycetes, Sordariales, Sordariaceae.